Molecule: messenger RNA, 1605 nt
Organism: Chanos chanos (milkfish)
Lineage: Eukaryota; Metazoa; Chordata; Actinopteri; Gonorynchiformes; Chanidae
Product: phosphatase and actin regulator 1
Exons: 12
Coding region: 22-1605 (527 amino acids)
Biological process (GO): stress fiber assembly; cell motility
Molecular function (GO): actin binding
Source: RefSeq, a predicted model, not a curated record
AGAGGGUUCUGUCUGGUAAAAAUGAUGUCUCUGAAUAACAAGAAGACGUCUACCAGUCAACACAACCACAACAACAACAUGCCCUUCAUGUUGCACUGUCACAUCGGAAAGGAAAUCAAGCACAUUUGCAGCAACUGCAGCCGCGGCAACGAUUCACAGGAGGCAGAGGAGGUGGAAAGGCUGUCAGCAAUGCGCUCAGAGUCCCUGGUCCCUGGAACACACACCCCGCCCAUUCGCCGCAGGAGCAAGUUUGCUACACUUGGCCGUCUCUUCAAGCCCUGGAAGUGGAGGAAGAAGAAGAGUGAGAAGUUUAAGCAGACCUCUGCCGCGUUGGAGAGAAAGAUGUCUGUGAGACAGAGCAGGGAUGAGCUGAUCAAGCGUGGGGUGCUCAAAGAGAUCUUUGAGAAAGCCACCGUUGACUUCCGGUCCUCUGUGGAGGGCGGAGUCUGUCCUCAGGACCCUUCCAUUAAGUCGUCCAUGGUUUUGCCUCCUAAGAAGUCUGUUGCCUUUCUCAGUGAUGUUCAGGACACCCCUGCCAAGCCCCCCCUCUUCCACAAACAGCCCCCAGCACUACCCCCAAAACCCUUUUCUAGGCUUACCAGUCACAGCACAGACUCCUGCCAGCAGUUGAACUUGCCCUGUCUGCAGGGGAAGCUGUCUCCUCCUCUACCUCCUAAGAAAGUGAUGAUCUGUGUGCCUCCUGCCGGGCUGGAGUCAGGCUCCUCCUCCUUCCCCCAGAAGUGCUCCUCAAGUGGGCUCCAUCCCUCAGGCCUGGGGGUACACCACAGCCACUCCCAUCAGCUCCAGUAUGGCAACAUGCCUGGACCCCUCCACCCACCCAGCCGCAUUAUAGAGGAGCUGAACAAGACCCUCGCACUCACCAUACAGAGACUGGAGAGCUCUGCAUUGCAUGCUGGGCAGUGUAGUCUUCUGGAUGGCCGGACAGUGCCCACAGUGGUCAUUGACUGUGAGGAUGACAAAGAGAACAUGCCCAACGAGUCAGACUAUGAGGACCUGCCCAGCAUGUACAAAGAUGAAGAGGAAGAGGAGGAGGAAGAAGACGACGACGAUGAUGAUGAUGAUUCCCUCUUCACAAGUACCCUGGCUCUAAAGGUGGUGAGAAAAGAUUCCCUGGCAAUGAAGCUGAGUAAUAGGCCAUCAAAAAGAGAACUGGAGGAGAAGAACAUCAUACCAAUGCAGACAGAUGAGGAGAGACUGGAGUCCAGACAGCAGAUUGGCACCAAGCUCACACGGAGGUUAAGCCAGAGACCAACGCCUGAGGAGCUGGAGCAGAGGAAUAUCCUCAAACCACGGAAUGAGCAAGAAGAGAUGGAGGAGAAGAGAGAGAUUAAACGAAGACUAACACGAAAGCUCAGCCAGAGGCCCACGGUGGAGGAGCUGCGACAGGCUAAGAUCCUGAUCCGCUUCAGCGACUACGUAGAGGUGGCAGACGCUCAGGACUACGACCGACGGGCAGACAAACCGUGGACGAGACUCACGGCGGCCGACAAGGCUGCCAUACGUAAAGAACUCAAUGACUAUAAGAGUAAUGAGAUGGAAGUGCAUGAGUCAAGCCGUCAUUUAACCAGGUUCCACAGACCGUAG